GGACACGUGAGGAAGGAGAAGAGGGAGAAAAAGAAGACGAGGGCUAUGAUUACAACAGCAGUGACGACGAUGACGACGACGACGACGAUAGCUAUGACUAUCCUUUGAAUGGACAAAACCAACAUCAACAAUAUUUUGAUCCCACCAAACUCACUGCAUCGAUUCCGUUGUUACCCUUUGACAAUCAAGUCGGUGGUCAUGCCUCGUUUUUCCGAUUUUCGAAACGAGCGAUUUGCAAAGCUGUUUAGUAAUCCGAUCGACGCUCUUCCUCAUGUGGUUCUUGAAAAGAAUAAGCACCUGUUACGCGACUGGCGCGCUUGUCACGAGGAACGUCGAUUACGGAGGCGUCACUCAUCAGCCUCAUCGCGUCCAUCGGCCUCCUCUCGUCGAUUGCAAGAACAAGUAUUGCGUGAAGUGUUUUCGCCGCAAGCACUAAAAGAACGAUUGCGGCAAGUACACAACUGGCAACAGCAGCAACAGCAGCAGCAAGUAGAAUGUUCGAUAUCACUACCGUUAUCACAUAGUCUCUCAGAUUUGGACAAUGUAUCGCCACUUUCGCCAACAACAGCAGCGACGCCAACAGCGACAGCAGCAACACCACCCACUAUCACAAUUGAUCGGGUAACAGUCAAGCCUAGACGACCUUCAAUCAUCCAAUGCACUACAUCAGCACCACUUACACCAAAGAUGUCCGAUAAAAAACCCAGACGGAACAGCAGGCAGUUGUCGCAUAGCAGUAGUCUUCCCCCUCGCAACAGUAACGACGGUAACAAAACUGAUGACGAUGAUGAUGUGAUUUUCCAAAUGGACGAUGUAGGCCAGUCGUUGCCGAUGGAUACAAGGAGCGAUACCGAACUCAUAAUCGAUCAUCUUGAAAAGGAUAAUCAAGAGGAGUCAGUACCGCCGUCUCCAGAGCCUCGGCCCCUUGCAGCAUCCAACGGCUGGGAAAAGCGCGAGACACCGACGAAUCCCUGGUCGCUGCAGGUGUACAAUCGGGACAUGCAAAAGAUGCGACACCAUCUAAGCGAGCCGACGGUGAAGCAGUAUAUCCUGAUAGAAGACCUGACCGAUGGUGUCAAAUAUCCGUGCGUGCUUGAUUUGAAAAUGGGCACACGGCAGUACGGUGUUCACGCAACCCCGGAAAAAAUGAAAAGCCAGACGCUCAAGUGCGCUCGGUCAACAAGCCAGGCACUGGGUGUUCGCGUAUGCGGAAUGCAGGUGUACAAGACCAACUUCGCCGAGUUCCUGUUUCAGGACAAAUAUUAUGGCCGCAAACUGGAUCCUUUAAAGUUCAGGACCACGCUGGGCGAAUAUCUUGAUAACGGGCAUGGCUGCCAGAUACAUCAUAUACCCAUCAUAUUACGAAAACUAAGGCGACUGGCAGGCAUCAUCCGUUCGCUAGAGGACUAUAGAUUUUAUGCAUCAUCUUUGCUCAUGAUAUACGAUGGCGAUCCAUCCAGUUCCAAGAGAAUUGAUGUUCGUAUCAUCGAUUUUGCUCGAUGCGUUACGCAGGAAGAUGUUCGCCAGCACCGCGAUGAAUUUCCUUUUCCGCCUCGACACAGAGGACCCGAUUAUGGAUAUCUCCUUGGCCUUAAAAGCCUAGCAGCCUGUUUCGAGUGGAUAUACCAGAAGCAUGGAGGAGAUAUUGGUGAUUUAGAUACCAAGGACGAUCAUGUGUUUGAUGAUAUAGGAACUGACGAAAGUCGCAACGUCCAUACAUCAGCAUUCGGUCGAGACCUGUAAAGCCCAGAGCUGUGCUCUACGCCACAUCCCCACCCGCCCAUCUUUACUUUUCCUUUCCACUAUCUUUUAAUUCCCCCCUUCAUAUUAAGGAACACCCUUUCUCUUGUACAAAGUUACACUAAUCUUCCAAUCUUUGUAAUCAUCCCGCUAUAUUUGCCAAGUAGAGGAAAGCAAUUCUUUGUUGAAUCAUGAAAUACA
This is a messenger RNA of Zychaea mexicana, 1941 nucleotides long. RefSeq lists its product as uncharacterized. The record is from RefSeq and is a predicted model, not a curated record. Gene Ontology annotation, cellular component: nucleus; cytoplasm. The coding region runs from base 109 to 1743 and encodes 544 amino acids. Lineage: Eukaryota; Fungi; Mucoromycota; Mucoromycetes; Mucorales; Lichtheimiaceae. Gene Ontology annotation, biological process: phosphatidylinositol phosphate biosynthetic process; inositol phosphate biosynthetic process. Gene Ontology annotation, molecular function: inositol hexakisphosphate kinase activity. The transcript has 3 exons.